AUGGGACACCGGAAGUCGACGAAGCAAUCAGCGCCAAACAGACCUGCGCACAACCAGUUUCUGAUCGGCUGUCAACUUCUCGCCCGCCUUUGUGACUGUUUUUCAUACCGGAUGUCACAUUACAGCUCUCCACCAUAUUCGUCUGUGCUAGAUCAGCGGGUGGCCGUCCUCGAGAACUCAGAAUUCUUUUUACACAACGUGAAUCACUUUAAAGAUGAUGUGGAUUACUCUCAUAUUCCCUCUCCUUCUCUUUUGCUUUCUAUCCGUACUACAACUUCUUAUUCCUUAAUUUUCAAUAUUUCUUUCUUUCCUUCGUCUUCAAUCUAUUAUAGUACUUUCUAUUCCUUAUUUCUCUCUCCCUUUCCAUUUCUUUUUUUUCUUCUUCAAUACUUUAUAGUAUUCCUAUUCCCUAAUUAUCUAUCUCUAUUUCUAGAGUAUUAUAGUAUUCCUUUCUCUAUUUUUCAGUUUGUCUCUUUUUUUCUUUCUUCUUCAAAAAAAGUAAUUUAUGCUAUUCCUUUCAAUAUUUUCUUCUCUUUCUUUAUUUAUUUUUCUUUGUUUUUCUUUCUUUCUUUCUUCAAAUCUUUAAUAAUCUUCCUUUUCCCUAAUUAUAUCUCUAUCAUUAUUUUUCUUCCUUUCUUUCUCUGUCUUUCUUUCUUUCUUUCUUUCUUUCUUUCUUUCUUUCUUUCAUUCUUUCUUUCUUUCUUUCUUUCUUUCUUUAAUAAAAGUUUUAUAUUAUUUCUUCCACUAUUUUCUCUCUUUCUCUUCUUUUAUUAUCUUCCUUUUCCCUGUCUUCACCAUUUUUCUUUCUUUCUUUCUUUCUUUCUUUCUUUCUUUCUUUCUUUCUUUCUUUCAACGAACCAUACCUUUUUUUCUCUAUUUUGUAUUUCAUUACUUUCAAUAUCUAUAUAUUUGAAUAAUCCUUUUCUUAACCACAUCCCAUUCUUUACUUAUUUUGAAAUGGUAUCAUUUUUAACCAAGUUUUCGUUUUCUUUUUACUAUUUCCUGACAAAUUCUAUCAAAACCACAUACACUCUCUCUCUGCAUAUCUAUCUAUCUAUCUAUCUAUCUAUCUAUCUAUCUAUCUAUCUAUCUAUUAUAUACCCGGGCGGAUGUAUUUGGAAACAAGUGACCACCCAUUAUCUAUCUAUCUAUCUAUCUAUCUAUCUAUCUAUCUAUCUAUCUAAUUCUAUUCUAUAUCUAUCUAUCUAUCUAUCUAUCUAUCUAUCUAUCUAUCUAUCUAUCUAUCUAUCUAAAUAG
Messenger RNA from Acanthosepion pharaonis, 1257 nucleotides. NCBI's taxonomy places the organism in Eukaryota, Metazoa, Mollusca, Cephalopoda, Sepiida, Sepiidae. The record is from the annotation of a GenBank genome assembly.